Molecule: messenger RNA, 290 nt
Organism: Porites lobata
Lineage: Eukaryota; Metazoa; Cnidaria; Anthozoa; Scleractinia; Poritidae
Source: the annotation of a GenBank genome assembly
AUGGUUAUUGGUGUCGAUCCUGACAAGGAACGAAUUCAACUGGCCAAAGAGUCGCACAGUCAAAUCGAGAAUCUCUCGUUUGUAGAAGGGAGUGCCAUAAACUCAGUAAUUACGCUCUUCAUUGGAUGACAAACAAGCAACAAGUCUUCAACAAGUUUGACAGUCUUAAGGUUGGAGGAAAAGUAGCAGUUCAAUACAUGUCCUAUCUGCCCUUGUUUGAUUACAACACUUACGUGCUACUAAAUCCCGAAAACGCAGAGCGCAUUUUUUGUUUGUUUCAUCUUGAGUGA